CUUCUCCGCCCCGGGGAGGGACCGGGGGAGGGCAGACGUCCGGGCCCGCCCCCAGCCCCAACCCCUGCCCCAUCCACAGCCCCAGCCGCGCUUGGCGGCCGCGGCUGCCGGAGGGAGAUGAGAGGCACCUCCCUGUAGCUGAGAAACCAGUUUGGCCGGUCCCGCGGAGCGGAGGGAAAAGGGCGGCCGCAGAGGAAGGGCGCGCGGACGCGAGGCGGGGAAGGCGGGGAGCCAUUGGCGUACCGCGGGAGCCGGAGGAGCGGCCGCCAACUGGACACGCUGCCCGGGGCCCCCGGCCAGCCCCCGUGCGCCAUGAGGCGCUAGCGCCGCGGCCAACGCUGGGGCCCGGCGGCAGGGAGGCGGCGGAGACGACCAGGUGCACAGCGAGCGCUCGGAGCAGGGCGCACCCGGCAGAUGCCCCAGCCGGGGCCCAGCGAACGCCAGGUGCGUGCGCUCCACCGGCAGGAUGAGCACAGAAAGGGAUUCGGAGACGACAUUCGAGGAGGACUCGCAGCCCAACGAUGAAGUGGUUCCCUACAGCGACGACGAAACAGAGGAUGAGCUGGAGGACCAGGGCCCUGCCCUCGAACCAGAACAGAACCGAGCCAGCAGAGACGCCGAGGAAACCCGGGAGACGCUCAAAAAAGAUUGCACGUGGCAAGUCAAAGCAAAUGAUCGACAGUUCCACGAGCAACCUCAUUUUAUGACCACGAAGUUCUUUUGUAUCAAGGAGAGCAAAUAUGCAAAUAAUGCAAUUAAAACAUACAAGUACAACGCACUGACCUUCCUACCAAUGAAUUUGUUUGAACAGUUUAAGCGAGCAGCCAAUUUCUAUUUCCUGAUCCUUCUUAUCUUACAGGCAAUUCCUCAAAUCUCUACCCUGGCAUGGUACACUACACUCGUGCCCCUGCUUCUGGUGCUGGGCAUCACGGCAAUCAAAGACCUGGUGGACGAUGUGGCUCGCCAUAAAAUGGAUAAGGAGAUCAACAAUCGGACGUGUGAAGUCAUUAAGGAUGGCAGGUUCAAAGUUGCCAAGUGGAAAGAUAUUCAAGUUGGAGACGUCAUCCGCCUGAAAAAGAAUGAUUUUGUUCCCGCUGACAUUCUGCUGCUGUCCAGCUCUGAGCCCAACAGCCUCUGCUACGUGGAAACAGCGGAACUGGACGGGGAAACCAAUUUAAAGUUCAAAAUGGCACUUGAAAUCACAGACCAGUACCUCCAAAGAGAAGAUACAUUGGCAACAUUUGAUGGUUUUAUUGAAUGUGAAGAACCCAAUAACCGGCUGGAUAAGUUCACAGGAACACUGUUCUGGAGAAAAACCAGUUUUCCUUUGGAUGCGGAUAAAAUUUUGCUACGUGGCUGUGUCAUCAGGAACACGGACGUUGCCCACGGAUUGGUCAUUUUUGCAGGUGCUGACACCAAGAUAAUGAAGAAUAGUGGGAAGACCAGAUUUAAAAGGACUAAAAUUGAUUACUUGAUGAACUACAUGGUUUACACGAUCUUUGUUGUUCUCAUCCUGCUUUCUGCUGGUCUGGCUAUCGGCCAUGCCUAUUGGGAAGCCCAAGUCGGCAAUUAUUCAUGGUACCUCUAUGAUGGGGAAAAUGCUACACCCUCCUACCGCGGGUUCCUGAAUUUCUGGGGCUACAUCAUCGUGCUUAACACCAUGGUGCCCAUCUCCCUGUAUGUCAGCGUGGAAAUCAUUCGCCUUGGCCAGAGUCACUUCAUCAACUGGGACCUGCAGAUGUACUAUGCUGAGAAGGACACCCCCGCCAAGGCCAGAACCACCACGCUGAACGAGCAGCUCGGGCAGAUCCACUACGUCUUCUCAGACAAAACCGGCACCCUCACGCAGAACAUCAUGACCUUCAAGAAGUGCUGCAUCAACGGGCAGAUCUACGGAGACCAUCGAGAUGCUUCUCAGCACAGCCACAGCAAAAUCGAGCAAGUUGAUUUUAGCUGGAAUACAUUUGCUGAUGGGAAGUUUGUGUUUCACGACCAUUAUCUUAUUGAGCAAAUCCAGUCAGGCAAAGAACCAGAAGUGCGGCAGUUCUUCUUCUUGCUUGCGGUGUGCCACACGGUCAUGGUGGAGAGAACCGACGGUCAGCUCAACUACCAGGCGGCCUCUCCGGACGAAGGUGCCCUGGUCAAUGCCGCUAGGAACUUUGGCUUCACCUUCCUGGCCAGGACACAGAACACCAUCACCAUCAGCGAGCUGGGCACCGAAAGGACCUACAAUGUCCUUGCCAUUUUGGACUUCAACAGUGACCGGAAGCGGAUGUCUAUAAUUGUAAGAACCCCAGAAGGCAACAUCAGGCUUUAUUGCAAAGGUGCUGACACUGUGAUUUACGAACGGUUACACCGCAUGAACCCCACCAAGCAGGAGACGCAGGAUGCCUUGGAUAUCUUUGCAAGUGAGACUCUUAGAACUCUGUGCCUUUGCUACAAGGAAAUCGAAGAAAAAGAAUUCGCAGAAUGGAAUAAAAAGUUUACGGCUGCCAGCGUGGCCUCGGUCAACCGAGACGAAGCUCUGGAUAAAGUAUACGAGGAGAUUGAAAAAGACUUAAUACUCUUGGGAGCCACAGCAAUUGAAGACAAGCUGCAGGAUGGAGUUCCAGAAACCAUUUCAAAACUUGCAAAGGCCGACAUUAAGAUCUGGGUGCUUACCGGAGACAAAAAGGAAACUGCUGAAAAUAUAGGAUUCGCUUGUGAACUGCUGACUGAGGAGACCACCAUCUGCUACGGGGAAGACAUAAGUUCUCUUCUUCAUACAAGGAUGGAAAACCAGAGGAAUAGAGGUGGAGUCUAUGCAAAAUUUGCACCUCCUGUGCAGGAACCUUUUUUCCCAUCUGGUGGAAACAGGGCCUUAAUAAUCACCGGUUCUUGGUUGAAUGAAAUUCUUCUGGAGAAAAAGACCAAGAAAAGUAACAUCCUGAAGCUGAAGUUCCCGAGGACAGAAGAAGAGAGACGCAUGCGGACGCAGAGUAAGAGACGGCUCGAGGCUAAGAAAGAGCAGCGGCAGAAGAAUUUCGUGGACCUGGCCUGUGAGUGCAGCGCCGUCAUCUGCUGCCGCGUCACCCCCAAGCAAAAGGCCAUGGUAGUGGACCUGGUGAAGAGGUACAAGAAGGCCAUCACGCUGGCCAUCGGAGACGGGGCCAACGACGUGAACAUGAUCAAGACUGCCCACAUUGGUGUUGGAAUAAGCGGACAAGAAGGAAUGCAAGCGGUCAUGUCGAGCGACUACUCCUUUGCUCAGUUCAGAUACCUGCAGAGGCUGCUGCUGGUGCAUGGCCGCUGGUCCUACAUCAGGAUGUGCAAGUUCCUCCGAUACUUCUUCUACAAAAACUUUGCCUUUACUUUGGUUCAUUUCUGGUACUCCUUCUUCAACGGCUACUCCGCACAGACUGCGUACGAGGACUGGUUCAUCACCCUGUACAACGUGCUCUACUCCAGCUUGCCCGUGCUCCUCAUGGGGCUGCUCGACCAGGACGUGAGUGACAAACUGAGCCUCCGAUUCCCUGGGCUGUACGUCGUGGGACAGAGAGACUUGCUCUUCAACUAUAAGCGGUUCUUCGUAAGCUUGCUGCAUGGGAUCCUCACGUCCAUGGUGCUCUUCUUCAUACCCCUGGGAGCUUACCUGCAGACCGUGGGACAGGACGGAGAGGCGCCAUCCGACUACCAGUCUUUUGCCGUCACAGUUGCCACUGCUCUCGUCAUAACAGUCAAUUUCCAGAUCGGCCUGGACACUUCUUACUGGACCUUUGUGAAUGCCUUUUCCAUUUUUGGAAGUAUUGCUCUUUAUUUUGGCAUCAUGUUUGACUUUCAUAGUGCGGGAAUACAUGUUCUCUUUCCAUCUGCAUUUCAAUUUACAGGCACUGCUUCCAACGCCCUGAGACAGCCGUACAUCUGGCUCACCAUCAUCCUGACCGUCGCCGUGUGCUUGCUGCCUGUCGUUGCCAUCCGCUUCUUGUCCAUGACCAUUUGGCCAUCAGAAAGUGACAAGAUCCAGAAGCACCGCAAGCGGUUGAAGGCCGAGGAGCAGUGGAAACGGCGGCAGAACGUGUUCCGCCGGGGCGCGUCGUCGCGGCGCUCGGCCUACGCCUUCUCGCACCAGCGCGGCUACGCGGACCUCAUCUCCUCCGGGCGCAGCAUCCGCAAGAAGCGCGCGCCCCUGGACGCCAUCAUUGCCGAUGGAACGGCCGAGUACCGGCGCACCGUGGAGAGCUGAGGUGCCCCAUGUCUGUUUCUUCAUGAAAGACUCUGAGAACGUUUUAUAAAAACGUCACAUGGAACCCAAGACAGCAGGCACUUAGCUUGGUGGUGAAGAUGCCCGGCGCCAUAUCUGAGUUCUCGGGUUGGAGACCCAGCAGGUGACAACUCAAGUACUGGGCAGCCCUGCCACCCACGUGGGAGACGUGCAUGGAGUCCCCGGCCCAGCCCAGGGCCUUUGGGGAGUGACCCAGCAGAUGGAACCUCUGGCUGCCUCUCAAAAUUCUGAGUCAAAAAAAAAAAAAAAAAAAAAGAUACGAACUACUUGGGUUGGGCUAUUCAUAAUCAAUAGCAAAGCCAACACUAUAUUUUUGAAAGCCCUAAAUUAUUCAACUUGUGUUCAUUGUGAUUCAAAGGGAACAUUUAAAUCCAGUCUCAAUCCAGGACAAUAGUUAGACAACUGCAUUGUAAAAUUACAGUUAAGUUUUCCUGUCAUCUUUUGUAACAAUUUGCCAGAACUUUCCUCUUUUCCCACCUGUAGACCACCUUAUUUAAUUUAUAAUCACGAAGACAGGAAGUGGUCCAGUGACUUUUUGAAUACUGGUAACAGAGGGUAUGGUUGCAGGUUUCCACACUGGUUUUCUAGCUCAGUUCAAUCAAGGGAAAUUCAAAAUUUUCUAAGUAUAAGGUUUCCACGUGUUUUGGGUUUAUAACCAGUUAAAUAGCAUAUUACAACAUUUUAGUGUUGGGUAUUAUUUUAGCACCUUCCUAUAGUACCAAGUAGUCUGAUUCCUUAGUGUCAUUUUUUUGAAAGUAUCUGCAUAUUCACAUAUUUUAUAAAAGCAAUUUUUAAAAACUGGGCAUAUUACCAAUGGGUACUAAUUUCCAGUUAGAAGGAGAGCUAUUGAUAAUUUAUGUUAUACUCAUAGUUCAAAAAAAAAAAGCUGUAAGGAAUUUUGAAGAGAGAGACCCAUUUGCCUAUGAUUUAAAUAUCAUCCAAUGUGCAGAUGUAUGUAUACAUUGGAUGAUAUGGUACCUGAUAAGUUAUUUUUAGUUGUUAAACAACUGUACAUAAUGGAACUUGGAAGGCAACACUUAGGUCUUGGAGCUCUAGAGAGGAGAAAGCUGCUUUGAGGCAGGGUGACUGGUCUUGAUCAAGUGAAAGGGUGUUGCCACUCAUAACAGCUCAGAGGGAUAUGAGGAUACUUCAGUUUGGGGCCAGCGUUGUGGCACAAUGGGUUAAGCCAUUCCCUGUGACACCAGCAUCGCAUACGGGUGACAGUUCAAGUCUCAGCACCUCCACUUCCGAUCCAGUUCCCUACUAAUGCACCUGGGAAGUCCACAGAAGAUGGCCCAAGUGUUUGGGUCCCUGCAGACAAUUGGAAGACCCAGAAGAAGCUUCUGGCUCUGGGCUUUGGCCUGGCCCAGCUAUUUGGGGAGUGAACCAAUGGAUGGAAGAUCUGUCACUCUGCCUUUCAAAUAAAUACAUCUUUUUAAAAAAAUCAGUUUAUUUGGAUGCAAAAAAAUGCAAUCUCUAAGUUUAUCCUAAUAUACAUUUCAGUGACCUUUUCUGGAAGAUCCCUGUGCAUCUACAUCCAGGUGAUCUCCAAGUCCUGCCUAGUGCUCCCUGGGAGUAAGGAAGUUGAACAAAAUCACUAACAAGAUAGCAGCAAUACAUUGCAGAAGGCUUCACAAAGCUUUCUUUUGAGCUUGCUCACAUGUAAAGUAUUUUAUGAGGCUGGAUCAGAAUCCUAAUGCUGUUCUCCUUGUCUAUGUCUUGAGGGAGAAGACUUUGAGAGCCACAUUCAUUAGAUUGAAUGUGUAGGCAGUUGUGAAAAUAUCCUCACAAGGGUGACCCAGCUUUCCAGGGCUUUUUCCAUAUUCUUGUGCUUUCAGCAGAUCUGCCCUCCACCACGAGGCUGUGAAUGUUCACAACGUCACCCCUUGGAAUCCCUCUGAGGAAAUCACCACAUGUAGAUAGCUCAUUUUUUAUAUCCACAGGACAGGGAAAUUUAAUUAGAAUUUUAUAAUGCAUUUUCUAAGUAUGAUAAAAGAAUGUAUGCUUUUUUAUGGAAGUAAAUUUCUGAAAGUUUACAAUUUUAUCUUGUAAAUAAGCAGAAUUGUACAAUUCUUUAAAAAUCCAGGAACGUUAGCUUCUAUAAUUCUGUUACUUUCAUAGUUCUCUCCCGUAUUGCAAAUUGUGGGAAAGGUUGACAAUGCAAAUGUGUCAAAGACAUAUACUGUUGGGUGCAAUAUUAAUUUUAAAAUGAAAAUUGCUUUGGAUAAAUUAUUUCUAUUCCUGUAAAUCAGAUUGAAUGUAUAUUUUUGUUUAAAAAUAAAUGCUUUAGUAAAAUUUUUAGAAA
This is a messenger RNA of Oryctolagus cuniculus (rabbit), 6566 nucleotides long. RefSeq names its product ATPase phospholipid transporting 8B1 (gene ATP8B1). Gene Ontology annotation, biological process: Golgi organization; phospholipid translocation. Lineage: Eukaryota; Metazoa; Chordata; Mammalia; Lagomorpha; Leporidae. The record is from RefSeq and is a predicted model, not a curated record. Gene Ontology annotation, cellular component: trans-Golgi network; plasma membrane. Gene Ontology annotation, molecular function: ATP binding; ATP hydrolysis activity; magnesium ion binding.